This is a messenger RNA of Racocetra fulgida, 994 nucleotides long. The record is from the annotation of a GenBank genome assembly. NCBI's taxonomy places the organism in Eukaryota, Fungi, Glomeromycota, Glomeromycetes, Diversisporales, Gigasporaceae.
GCCUGAAAUUUUGGGUACACGAAAAGCUUCCAGAAUAUCGUCAGACAUAGAUGUGGACAAUCCGGAGCCAGAACAGAUUGCUGCUGCUUAUAUUAAAGCCGUACGUCAAGCACGUGAUAUUGGAACCACAUAUACUCCAGUACUUCAAUAUGAUUAUCGUCGUCCUGCAAUUGUUCAGGGUCCAAACGAUGCAAAAUCGAAACGUUUCGCUGAAAUGGAAAAAUAUACUCAUUUUAGAGCAAUCUACUUUGGUGCUGAAAUUUUAUGUGAAGAUGAUAUAGUACGUUUGAUCCCCGAUAAGAGUGCUCGAAGAGGAAAAGGCUCAUCAUCAACCGGUAGAAAGACUGACCAUAGAUCAUAUUUACAAAUUACUGGUAUCUAUAAACAUCCAAAAAAAGGAAUCUAUUUAACAGGUGAUAUGUAUAAUCGAGGAAAUUUAUUAGAAAAUAAUAAAUAUCAGUGGUUUCCGGUGAAUGAGGAUGAUGAAGAGUAUAAUAUAGACUUGUCUGAAGUUGCUGGUCGAUUUUAUCCAAUGUGGCCAGAUCACACUGAAAUCAUGCCUUGUAAAACUACCAAUGUGUUACAAAAAAGACGAGCGAUGACUGGUGAAGAUGAAUCGACACUUACUACUGACUUUUGGUUGUCUCUUAAACCUGAAGAAAUUGAUUCUGAUGAUUCGAUGAGUCAAUCUGAGCUAUCCGACCUUUCACAUUCGACGCAACAAACCAGGAAACGAACAAUACCUUUCGAUCAUCCACUAGAUGAAUUACCUAAAAAACUCAAGACCGAAGUUUCAAACCCUGAAAUCAAAAUUGACAUUUUAUUACCGACAUCAAAUAUACCUGAUAGUGAAAAUGAUUAUACUUUAACCAAUAAUGUUACUUCCGAAACAUCCGGUUGUCUUGAUACCGUUUCUCCUGAUACUCCAACUUUUGAAACUUAUGAAAAUGAAAUUGAUGAUGAAAUGAAAUCUGUUGAAGUUAGUCAAAUGUAA